Messenger RNA from Budorcas taxicolor (takin), 1657 nucleotides. It is a transcript of the gene BCDIN3D, whose product is annotated as BCDIN3 domain containing RNA methyltransferase. Gene Ontology annotation, biological process: miRNA metabolic process; negative regulation of pre-miRNA processing. The record is from RefSeq and is a predicted model, not a curated record. Bases 1 to 1050 code for a protein of 349 amino acids. Gene Ontology annotation, cellular component: cytoplasm. Gene Ontology annotation, molecular function: O-methyltransferase activity; RNA methyltransferase activity. NCBI's taxonomy places the organism in Eukaryota, Metazoa, Chordata, Mammalia, Artiodactyla, Bovidae. The transcript has 2 exons.
AUGGCGACGAUGCCACGUGGCAACGCAACCUCCCUAUUCCCGCGCUCGCCCCAGGGAGGCCGCUUUUAUACUCAGUCCCUUUGCCGUUCAGCGCAGGCGCGCGGGAGCCCGAGCGGCCUGCAGGUUCCAGACUUCCGGUUCCGAGGGGACUCAGAGGCCAGACUGAGACUAAUGGCGGCGUCCACGGAGCAGGCCACGGGGGGCGUUGAGAAGACCGCGGCGGAAGAGAAACCGCGCGUUCUGGAACCCGGGGCAGCCCCGUUCGGAAAUUUCCCUCAUUAUUCCCGCUUCCACCCUCCAGAGCAACGGCUCCGCCUCCUACCCCCGGAGCUGCUUCGCCGGCUCUUUCCUCAGAGUCCCGACACAAGGCCGAUCCUGGGGCUCGACGUGGGGUGUAACUCCGGGGAUCUGAGUGUGGCUCUAUACAAACAUUUCCUUUCCCUACAUGAUGGGGAGACCUGCUUAGAUGCCUCAAGAGAACUCCAUCUCCUCUGCUGCGACAUAGAUCCAGUCCUGGUGGAACGAGCUGAAAAAGAAUGCCCUUUUCCUGAUGGUUUGACUUUUAUUACCCUGGACUUCAUGAAUCAAAGGACCCGGAAAGUUCUCCUGAGCUCUUUCUUGAGCCAGUUUGGACGCUCAGUUUUUGAUAUUGGCUUCUGCAUGUCAGUAACCAUGUGGAUUCACCUGAACCAUGGGGACCAAGGCCUGUGGGAGUUCCUGGCCCACCUUUCUUCCCUAUGCCGCUACCUCCUUGUGGAGCCACAGCCCUGGAAGUGUUACCGGGCAGCUGCAAGGCGUCUCCGGAAGCUGGGCCUCCAUGAUUUUGACCACUUCCGCUCCCUGGCCAUCCGAGGUGAUAUGGCCAGUCAGAUUGUGCAGAUCUUGACCCAGGACCAUGGCAUGGAAUUAGUAUGCUGCUUUGGCAACACCAACUGGGACCGAAGCCUUCUGCUCUUCAGGACAAAACAAGCCACAGAGACUCAUGCGAUCCCCGAGUCACUGAUAGAAGAAGGAAAAGAAAGGAACAGAAUAAGAUUCUGGAGAGAGUGAGAUGGGAGGGCAGUAAGACCAGGAUAGAGAUAUUGAAAGAGUUUUAUAUAAAAAUUAAGUUCAUUCUCCUUAACUCCUGGUAGUGAGGCAGCCUCCAAACCUGGCAGAAGUUUUGUAAGUGUCCAGGACAUGGAACUAAACAAAUCAUUAUCUUUUCCCCAUUUGGGGCGAUGAUCCCUGAGGAGACUAUAUCUGAGGGGCAAUGACUUGGGCUGUCUGGCAGGAGGUGACCUGGAGAAAGUGCUUCUGGGAUAUGGAAGGGGCUACUUUUGGUGAUUAUUUAGGAAAACUUAGACAAGGUUAGCCUUAGAAUGUGUCUGUUCCCUGGGCUACUUGAAUCUGAUCUGCCUUCUUCAGGCUUUCUUCUAGACUUAUCCUGUUCUAUGAGGCAAAACCUCACAAUACAGCCUGGAAUAAAAAGUCACUGGCCUGUCUAAAGGAGAGCUUUGAUAGGAAAAAUAACUUUCCAGAGCAGAUCAAGUUUCCAGCACGCCCAGGCUGAGCACGGCAGUCACAGAUACAGUAUUAGCCAAGAUACAUUGACUAGCAUUUACAAAGUGUUUAAAAGAUUUAAGUCAUGAACUCAAAAUUCAACUGGUACAAAUGA